AUGUCCUUUUUUAAUAUGUUUUUAGGUGGUGGUGUCAAGACUAGUGAUGAUCCAACAGGAUUUGCAGGAGGCGAUGGUGGUGACACAUUCAAUCAAAAUGGUCAAGAACCAAUAGUACAUGCAGAAUUUUAUCCAAGAACGUUACUCCAGUUCAAUGGAAUAAAUGACCCAAGAAUAUUUCUAGGCAUAUGUGGCAAAGUAUAUGAUUGUACAUCUGGUGCUCAAUUUUAUGGGCCAGGUGGUCCUUAUGAAAAUUUUGCAGGGCAUGAUGCUUCAAGAGGAUUAGCUUUGAAUUCUUUUGAUCCUUCUGUUAUUAGAGAAUGGGAUCAACCGAUGGAUGAAUUGAAAGAUUUAGAUGAAUCACAGGUAGAAGCUCUUCAAAGUUGGGUAGAUUUUUUUGAUAAUAAAUACCCAAUUGUUGGUACAUUAGUCCCAGAACCUGGUAUUAAUACUGUUGACUGA
Molecule: messenger RNA, 462 nt
Organism: Henningerozyma blattae CBS 6284
Lineage: Eukaryota; Fungi; Ascomycota; Saccharomycetes; Saccharomycetales; Saccharomycetaceae
Gene: DAP1
Product: Dap1p
Exons: 1
Coding region: 1-462 (153 amino acids)
Cellular component (GO): membrane; endomembrane system
Source: RefSeq, a predicted model, not a curated record